ACUCAUCGGAGGCGGGCCUGAGAGCGGCGACGAGGGAGGCGUGCAGGAGCCUCGGCGGCGGCGGCCUUACUGACCGACUCGGAUUCCGACGACUAAAACCGAAUAAUUUUCGACUUGUUUAUCAAGAUGGAAAGCUCAGAUUCUAAUGAAAAAGGAAGUGGUGAUCAGUCUGCAGCACAGCGCAGAAGUCAGAUGGACCGAUUGGAUCGGGAAGAAGCUUUCUAUCAAUUUGUUAAUAAUCUGAGUGAAGAAGAUUAUAGGCUUAUGAGGGAUAACAAUUUGCUAGGCACACCAGGUGAAAGUACUGAGGAAGAGUUGCUGAGAAGAUUACAACAAAUUAAGGAGGGCCCACCGCCACAAAACUCAGAUGAAAAUAGAGGUGGAGAAUCUUCAGAUGAUGUAUCUAAUGGUGACUCUAUAAUAGACUGGCUUAACUCUGUCAGGCAAACUGGAAAUACGACAAGAAGUGGGCAAAGAGGAAACCAAUCUUGGAGAGCAGUGAGCCGGACUAAUCCAAACAGUGGUGAUUUCAGAUUCAGUUUAGAGAUCAAUGUUAACCGUAAUAAUGGGAGUCAAAAUCCAGAGAAUGAAAAUGAGCCAUCUGCAAGACGUUCUAGUGGAGAAAACAUGGAUAACAACAGCCAAAGGCAAGUGGAAAAUCCACGAUCUGAAUCAACAUCUGCAGGGCCAUCCAGAUCAGAACGAAAUUCAAUUGAAGCAUUAACAGGAGAAGUCCCACCUACUAGAGGUCAGAGAAGAGCAAGAAGCAGGAGCCCAGACCACCGGAGAACCCGAGCAAGAGCUGAAAGAAGUAGGUCACCUCUGCAUCCAAUGAGUGAAGUUCCACGGAGAUCUCAUCAUAGCAUCUCAUCUCAGACUUUUGAGCAUCCUUUGGUAAAUGAGACUGAGGGAAGCUCUAGAACCCGGCACCAUGUGACACUGAGACAGCAAAUAAGUGGACCUGACUUGCUAAGUAGAGGUCUUUUUGCAGCUUCCGGAAUAAGAAAUGCCUCACAAGGAGCAGGUUCUUCAGAUACAACUGGUAAUGGUGAAUCUACAGGAUCAGGACAGAGACCUCCAACCAUAGUCCUUGAUCUUCAAGUAAGAAGAGUCCGUCCUGGAGAAUAUCGGCAGAGGGAUAGCAUAGCUAGCAGAACUCGGUCAAGGUCUCAGACACCAAACAACACUGUCACUUACGAAAGUGAACGAGGAGGUUUUAGGCGUACAUUUUCACGUUCUGAGCGGGCAGGUGUGAGAACCUAUGUUAGUACCAUCAGAAUUCCAAUUCGUAGAAUCUUAAAUACUGGUUUAAGUGAGACUACAUCUGUUGCGAUUCAGACUAUGUUAAGACAAAUAAUGACAGGUUUUGGUGAAUUAAGCUACUUUAUGUACAGUGAUAGUGAUUCAGAGCCUAGUGGCUCAGUCUCAAGUCAAAAUAUGGAAAGGGCGGAGUCACGGAAUGGGAGAGGGGGUUCUGGUGGUGGUAGCAGUUCUGGUUCCAGUUCAAGUUCUAGUUCCAGUCCUAGUUCCAGUUCCAGUGGUGAAAGUUCAGAGACUAGCUCAGAGGCGUUUGAAGGUAGUAAUGAAGGAAGCUCAUCAUCAGGCUCAUCAGGUGCUAGGCGAGAGGUUCGACACAGAGCCCCAGUAACAGUUGAUGAAAGUGGCUCUUUGCCUUUCCUUAGUCUGGCUCAGUUUUUCCUCUUAAAUGAGGAUGAUGAUGACCAACCUAGAGGACUCACCAAAGAACAGAUUGACAACUUGGCAAUGAGAAGUUUUGGUGAAAAUGAUGCAUUAAAAACCUGUAGUGUUUGCAUUACCGAAUAUACAGAAGGCAACAAACUUCGCAAACUACCUUGUUCCCAUGAGUAUCAUGUCCACUGCAUCGAUCGCUGGUUAUCUGAAAAUUCUACUUGUCCUAUUUGUCGCAGGGCAGUCUUAGCUUCUGGUAACAGAGAAAGUGUUGUGUAAUUAAGGUCUGAGCUCUCAGCUAUGUACUUGGUAUAGUGAUGGGCAAACAGGAAUCACUUGCUUUAUGUCCACUUUUUGAGUGGUACUUAAAUGUAUAGCUGCCAUCUGAAUUGAGUCAUUGCUUUCUGAAUGAAUCAUUGUCCUUUCUCCAGUUUCUGUUCCAGAAUAAAAGGAAAUUUUUAAAAAGCAACGUUUUAGGACAUAAAAUCUAAUUUCAGUAUCAGUAAUUGAUAUUACUAAUGAUUUAUUAUAUACAUUUAUCAGUUUCUCCUUUGUUAUCUUAAAAGAUCUGCCUUAGCAAUGGCUCUUAUCUAUUUCAUGUUGAUCGUUAAAGUUUCCCAUGCCAUAGGAGAGAGGGGCUAAGGAAAUUAUCAGUUUAGACUAAGUUACAGUACACAUUUCAUAAGUGAUUGCUUAAAGUUAUACCAUUCCCAGUUAUUAGUUGGCACAAAUUCAGCUACAUGCUGAAUGUCAUUUGUUCACCUUUCAGGCAAGGUGAUAUUGGACAUGUCAGUGUAAAUAACACUAAGGUUAGAUCUUCUAAGUGUAUAACUGUCUCCUAAGCCCAUCACUGUGGCACACUGUAGAGUGAGCUUAUAGUUUGAGAUAUUUAUCUUGUGGAAAUAUUAAAAAAGCCUAUGCUUGUGUAAGUGAAAAAAGUAACAUUCAUUUGUUUAAAAAUGUAAAGCUAUUUUGUAGAGGCUCAGUACUUUUCCAAUGCACUGUUGUAAUAAUGCAUUAAAAAUUGUAAAGUACCAUGCAUAGAAAUGAAAAAACUGCUUUUCGUGAGCCAAUAUAGUAAAAAUACACACCAAACAAAGUACAAAAUUCCUUUUGUAAGUGUGUACAUGUCAAGAGCAGAACAUACCUAUAAUAUUUAAUGUAUGUGAACAGCUACUGUGACAUGCAAAGGAAAGGUCAGGGUGCAGAAUUGAACUGCAUUGAAGACCAAUGGAAAUUGUGUAUUUUAACUUGGAUUAGGUAGGAAGUGAAAGACUGGAGGAGAAAACUACUCUGAAAGAAUUAAAACUUUUCAUGAAGACAGUAAUCAUACUGGUAUUAUAUGGUGAGAUCUUUGACACAGUAUUCCAUUCGAGCAGACGAAGUAGAUGAACAAAUUAGAGCUUUGGUUUAAGAAAAAUAAGCCACUACCACCUAGUACAAUUUACAUUGUUGUUUUUACAAGUCUACUCCUCAAAAAAGAUGAAGAAGAGGAAGGAGACCAUAACCCACUUUAAGCAUAAAAAUUGGUACAGAUGUGUAUACUAAUAGGAAAGUCUUGAAUUUGCAUUUUUUUCGAGAUUUGUCAUUUAAGGUACCAGUGCACACUUGUUAAUAUUUCAUUACUGCCUCUCUAACACAGACCUAAUAUUUCAUAUUUAAAGACCAGUUGGGUAGUUAAGAGAUUUUUAUUCCUUGUUGAAAGUGAGUUGUGAGUUAUUUGCAAUUCAAAUUUCACUUGUGCUGCCCAUAUUUGAAGAUGAGACUGCUGACUUAUGAUUUAUGGGACAUGCACUUUAUGUUGUUUCCAUAGUAGUAGCAAUAGGUUUGUGAAGAACCUCAGUACUUUUGCCGAAUUUUUCUUUUGAGGCUGGUUGGGAUUAGGAUUAGUAGACUGUUUUUCUGGGAAAAGUUAAUGGUUUCAAAGAGGAAUUGAACACAUCCUUGGCCUUUAACAAAGUGAACUAACUACCCAGGCAUAAUCGGAUACUCAACAAAAUAAACAAGUCUGCUUUAGGAACUAUCUGGUUACCUUAACUGCUAUCAAUUUAACUGUAAAGAUUAUUUCAAAACUCAUGCUUUCAUGUUUUCCUCUCGUUUUCAGUCCUGCCUAAGUAUCAAGGAAAUUAACUUGUAAAUAUGGUAGUUGUUUGCUAAGGAUAUGUACUGCUCUUGCAAGGAAAUAAUGUUCAAACAAAGCUUCACUUAUUUUUUUUUAAUAUAAGCAGAAAUUACUGUUUAUGGCGCUUAUAAUAAUACAUUUUAUCUUUUAAAAAAAUUGUCCUUGUAAAAGUCAGGAUUCCUUUAUAUUUGUGAGCCUCCUUGUCUUUUUUCCUAAGGGUGUGUAAUCUGUUUUUCAGACCUGCAGGGUAGUCCCAAUUGACUAAAAACAAACCCAUUUUCCUCUUGGUAUAAAAUGUCCCAUAUACUAUAGGGGUGUUCAUUUUAUAUGCAGCUCAUUCUAAGCAUAAAAGUUACUGACAACAGGUAUCUCCUUAACCUCCCAAGAUAUAUUACUCAUUUGUGAAGUAAAAAGAAGUAACUCAUGCUCAAUUCUGGUUGUGAAGGUAGAUAUUGAACCUAUUCAUAAACACUGGAAAUAGAAUUUUAAGUUUUUAGCCCUCAGUAGAAUGCAUAUGUUGGGCAUGUGCGUGUGGACACCUUUUUCAAUAGCACUCAAUAAUUUCCAUUGGACUGUGUAGAAUGGAUACAAAAUUUUAGUGGAAUUUGCUACUUUUUUUUUCCCCCAAGACCCAUGUCUAAUAUGUACUUACUAGUGGACAUUGAAGACAAGGUCAUUUGUAGGUGUCAGGGAGUAAGUUUUCUUGCAAAAGACUAUACGUUUCAUUUUGUAUCUGCACUUUUUCUUUAUUAAAGGUUUUGUCCUGGAACUUCAUGUAGUAAUAGGAGCAAGAAAAAACAAUGUUGGGAGUUUACAUUGUUCAAAGCAUAGGGAAAAAUACUAAAAACUGAAUUUCCUUGAAUAUUUCAGAUAUUUUAAAAAUUUACUUAUUAGUCUGAAACAUUUGAGGUAUUAUGUUAACUCCAAGCAGCUGAAAGGGUUGUGAUUUAUUAGUACUAAAAACAAAAUUGAAAAAGGUUUAAAGUUUGCAGACUUUGUAGCAACACUAGAAGAUGAGCCAUGUUAUUAAUUUGGAGUAUUUGCUCUAAAAAGAACACAUUAGUCAUAACUCAGUGGUGUUAGUGGUUAAUGGAGGUGGGGAUUGAGAAAAGUGUUCACAUUACUGUUGGAAUGUAGGGAAUAAUUGUAUAGUUAACAAGAAAAACGUUUAGCACCAUUUUAUAUAUAUGAAAUCUCUAAAAACAUGAUCAUUGGAGUUUAUCCAAACUUUAAGAUUAGGAAACUGGUUAUCUUUAAGUGUUACCUCAAGUAAUUUUCCCCCCCUGGGAAAACAUUUCUUUUCCAUACCCAGUGUUCAAUGUUUCAAAUUAUAUUUAUGAAGGGUUAUCACUUAAUAUGCUUUGUAUUUAACUACCUACUUCCCAAAUGUCUACGACAGCCAUGACUUUUCAGUCAGUUCCCAAAAUGUUGAAGCCACCUCCCAUGUGAUAGGGAGGUAAAUGUUGCAAAGUGCCUCUUAAAAGGCCAUUUUUACAGCUUGCUAGAAUAAAGUGGCACCUUGUUGUUGAUACUUUUAAAGAUGGAGGUUAUUAUUUCCCCUCCCCUUCUCCUUUGUUCUUUUAUGAAGGAAAAGUAUUUGAUCUGCCUUAUUUGAAUUUUUAAGUUUUACCUUACUGGCUUCCCUGUCAAAUGUAUUACCAACAUUAAGUUCUUAGAAGCCAUGUUUGCAGGGCACUUUUAUUCCUGACUUAUAAGACUUUGCUGAUUGCUACUUUGUAAAGUAUUCUGUACCUUAGUAAUGCAAGAGAUUGAAAAGGCACAUGUUAAAGUAUCAGGCGUUUUCUUCCUUAGUAUAAUUCUUCAGGAUGUUUUAUAUUCAAUAACAGUGUUGUAAUUCAUUGAGUUAACUUAGUAAAUUGUAUGCUUUUGAAAACAACAUUUGAAAAUGUAAAUCAACAUAACAUGCUUUAUUUGUAAAAUUAAAGUUCAAGGUCUAAAGAACUAGUAUUUAACUUAUUUUUAAAUCAGAUUUUAAUAAGCAACUAAGAAACAGGUAUGAAAACAGCUGUAAAAAUUUUAAUAUUCUGAAACUGAGUUCUUAACUGGAACAUUUCUAAAAUAAUAUCUAAUAUUCCCAACAAGUGGUGAUCUCACUUGAUUUAAGUAAAUCCAUUUUAUAUCUAAAAUGCAGCAUAGAAUAGAGCUCUUACUGAAGUGUUGGAACUUAGGAGGGAUAACAAUUUAUCAGUUUUAUGAUUCUCAUUUCCGUAUAGGUGUUUUAAUUCAAAUUUGAAGGAAGUAGGCACACCCUCUAACACUCUCAAAAUUAUAGUGAGGUAUUUGGUUUUGAUUAGUAUUUCUUUGCUAAAGACCCACAAGCUGCUUUAUAGUCACUUGGAUUGAGUGAUAUCUUAAAGACAUGCAGUUAAAGUAAACCCCGUAAUACCACUGUGCCUAAUUAUUUCAGGGUUCCUCUAUCAGUUCCUCAUCUUGCAGAUUUAUUCCAAUACCAAGGUAUAACCAGCUGCCCAGCCUUAACUCCAUUUAGUGCCCCUCUGCUAACAUUCUUUUAACUGGUUGAUUUGUAUUUGUUUUAACUGUCCAAUGAUUGGGUUUUACCUCUUGAUAGGUCCAUUUGUCCUUGGUGCUGCUUUUAAAUAUGUAGGGCCAUGUGAUCAGGUAUCAAGUUCAAUGGGUACGCAGUUGGCCUGGAUAUGUAUCUGUGCUUGUUUUAUCUCCUCCCAGGAAGAGCUGCUUUGGUAUAGAUGUUUAUUUGGGUUCAUAUAAAAAACUGGGCAGCAAUCUUGGAAAACUUUCUGAAGUCUAAGAACCUGAAGGGAUUUGGAGCGGGAAUAGUAACAAAGGCUGCCUUCAUGUCUUUGAACAUGAAGCACAUAAAUGUAUGUUCUGUAAAGGCUAAAGUGAUUGUUACACGGCUUCCUGACCUCUGGGAGAGACUUGUGAAAAAUCAGAAAGGAGCACAAAGUGAAGUAAAUUUGUAGCUUGCUUUCUCUGGUUUCUCAUUUCCUUUAAAUUUAAACCUCAACAUAAUAUCCUUCUCCAAUAUCUAGCCAGCGGACUCCUGGUUGGGAAGCCCUGUAUUAAAAUUUGAGAAUGUACCCAGUUUCUUUUUCCUUUUUUUUUUGUACAGUGCUUUACACCUGCUAAAAAUUAACUUGUUUAAUGCAAAACAAGACCUUUAAAGGUCAGUCAUAUUAAAGCUGGUUUGAUCAUUAAUAGUUAUCUUUUAGGAAGAAGCUUUUUCCCUAUGUAAGAUGUCAUACUGCAGAUUUAAAAUAUAGACUAUCAAUAAAAUGCAUGAAGUGAUCA
Molecule: messenger RNA, 7102 nt
Organism: Miniopterus natalensis
Lineage: Eukaryota; Metazoa; Chordata; Mammalia; Chiroptera; Miniopteridae
Gene: RLIM
Product: ring finger protein, LIM domain interacting
Biological process (GO): random inactivation of X chromosome; protein ubiquitination; ubiquitin-dependent protein catabolic process
Cellular component (GO): nucleus
Molecular function (GO): ubiquitin protein ligase activity
Source: RefSeq, a predicted model, not a curated record